Postia placenta MAD-698-R-SB12 is the source of this 1280-nucleotide messenger RNA. RefSeq lists its product as hypothetical. Gene Ontology annotation, biological process: beta-D-galactose catabolic process via UDP-galactose, Leloir pathway. The record is from RefSeq and is a predicted model, not a curated record. The annotation marks the transcript as partial. NCBI's taxonomy places the organism in Eukaryota, Fungi, Basidiomycota, Agaricomycetes, Polyporales, Adustoporiaceae. The transcript is spliced from 5 exons. Gene Ontology annotation, molecular function: UDP-glucose:hexose-1-phosphate uridylyltransferase activity; zinc ion binding. Gene Ontology annotation, cellular component: cytoplasm.
CAAUGGCUGAGACUCAGUUCGACCCGAGUACCCACCCCCACCGCCGACUAAACCCCCUCACGAACGAGCACGUCCUCGUCUCCCCACAUCGUACAAAGCGGCCAUGGCUCGGUCAGACGGAGCCGCCGCAAUCCGUAAAUCUCCCAGAGUACGAUCCGAAGUGCUACCUCUGCCCCGGCAAUGCGCGCGCCGGUGGGCAACUUAACGCUGCGUAUGAGCACACCAUGGUCUUCGAGAAUGACUAUGCUGCCGUACUUCCUCCGCCCGGCCCUGCCGCGCCGCCUGCGCCCCACCCGCUACUCACCACCCAGCCUGUACAAGGCGGCUGCGAUGUGCUCAUCUUCCACCCCCGACACGACUUGACGCUGGCACGCCUCUCUCUUCCUGACAUCGAGCGUAUAAUCGGGGAGUGGUGCGAGGUUUACCGCAAGCGCGGUGCGCAGGAGGGAAUCAAUUAUGUGCAGAUUUUCGAGAACAAAGGCGCCAUGAUGGGGUGCUCUAAUCCCCACCCGCAUGGGCAGGUUUGGUCGCUAUCCACGGUUCCGUCGCUCCCCGCUACCGAGCUUGCGAAUCUCAAGCGGUACGCAGGAUCCGACGUCGCACCAUCUGGUGCGCCGCGCGGUCCUCAUGACUGUCCGUGUAUGCUGUGCGAGUAUGCCCACUUUGAGGCAAGCGUCGGCCCAGAAGAGGGCCGCGUCGUGGUCCAGAACGACCACUGGCUCGCGCUCGUCCCCUGGUGGGCUAUCUGGCCGUUCGAGAUCCUCUUGCUCCCCUACCGCCGUCACAUUUCUUCCAUCACGGACCUCACGCCAGAGGAGACGAGCGCGUUCGCGGAUCUUCUGUCGCGGGUCACCAAGCGUUAUGACAACCUCUUCUCGUGCUCGUUCGCAUACUCCAUGGGUUUACAUCAACGCCCCGUGCCGCGUGCGAAUGACAGCAGCGACGAGAACGAUGUGGCGCACCUGCAUUUGCACUUCGCCCCACCUCUGCUUCGAAGUGCGAGUGUGCGCAAGUUCCUUGUCGGGUUCGAGCUCAUGGCAGAGCCUCAGCGAGAUCUCACGCCUGAACAAGCGGCUGCACGUUUGCGCGGUUGCUCGGAAGUGCACUACCUGGAUGUUGCGGAGAGCACGCCGCUCAGCGCGGAUGCGCCUACAGGGAAAGAUGUCGACCCCACGAACAGCUAAGGAAUAGAGACGAGCGCAGAACCCGAGCGUACGGGAUGCCAAAGUGCACUAGAAGUUAUGUUUAGAUGUUGUACGAAUUGACAUGGUUAACUUGCA